Closterium sp. Naga37s-1 is the source of this 3771-nucleotide messenger RNA. Lineage: Eukaryota; Viridiplantae; Streptophyta; Zygnematophyceae; Desmidiales; Closteriaceae. The record is from the annotation of a GenBank genome assembly.
AUGCACCUGGAGAUGGAACGUACGCUGAAGCGAGUCCAGGAGGGGAUUGACGAGUUCCAGUCCACGUGGCAGAAGAUGGACGAGGCCACUGAUGUGACGAAGAAGGAGAAGUUCGAGGGGGAGCUGAAGAAAGAGCUCAAGCGCCUCCAACGUGUGCGCGACCAGAUCCGGUCAUGGCUGUCAACGAGCGAGGCGAAGGCGCAUCUGGAGGAGCUGGAGGCGGCGCGGCGACAGAUAGAGGUGGAGAUGGAGCGGUUCAAGCAGUGCGAGAAGGCCAGCAAGAUCAAGGCCUUCUCCAAGGAAGGACUUGUGCAACAGCCCCGGAAGGACCCAUCGGAGAAGGCAAAAGUGGAGGCAGCUGCGUUUCUGAAGAAGUCAAUGGAUUCUCUGCAGGUGCAGAUCGAUGAGUACGAGGCGGAGAUUGAAACCAUAUCAGGCGGCAAGACGGGGAAGAAGCUCAACGCCAAGGUGCUGGAGCUGGAAGGCCACGUCACCAAGCAUGGCUGGCACAAGACCAAGUUGGAUCAGGUGCUGCGGCUGUUGGAGAACGAGGAGAUCGCGCCAGAGGACGUGGAAGCACUCAAGGAGAGCAUCUCCUGGUACCUCGACAUGCACCAGGACGAGGACUACAUGGCAGACGAUGCGCUGUACGAUGACAUGCCUUUCCACAAGCUCUUUGGCAAGCUCAACGACGACUCCGCCGCCUUCUCCACCAGUUCCCGCACGCCCACGGCGUCUAUGAGUCCACACACCUCGGCCUCCUCCUCGCCCUUCUCCUCCACCCACGACUCCCCACCCAAGGUGCCCGUUUCCCCCACCCCCCACUCCUGCUCCUUCUCAAUUACUCUUAAUUCUCAAGAACAACUUCCCGCUCAUUCUUGUCCCGUUCCGAAGCUGAAUCUGGUUGCCGUGUUUCUUUUCCCUGCAAACCGCCCGUGUGCAGAAGCAUCCAUUGCAAAGGCCGUCCAGGCGGAGAAACCAGUGGUGGUGGGGGAUGAAGCGGAGGGGAAGGAAGCUGCCACGGGCGCACGGGACGCAGGGAGAAGGAAGGCAGGGAGAUUAGGAGUCGAGAGUAGCGCAAUGCUGGAUAAGAGUAGCAGCAGCGCUGGUAGUCUGAUGGGGAAAGUAGGUGGCAGUGUUGGUGGGAGUAGUCUGGUGGGGAAGAGCGUAGAGAAGGCACAGGCGGGUGGGGGUGGGGAGAGGGAGGAGCGGCGGGAGAAGGAGGCGGGAGGGGCGGUGGGGAGGGGGGACAUGGGUGGGAGCAUUGCGUUUCUGCGCUCGCUCACGUCCAUCCGCUCUGCUGCACUCGCUGCUGCUGCCGCUGCCUCGGACUCCUCUGGGGCUGCUGCAGCUGGUGCUGGUGCUGCUGGUGCUGGUGCUGCGGGUGUGGGAAGGAGCGGCGGGUUGUUGCAGCAGGAGAGGGGGCAGGGAGCAGCACCCGCACCUGCACCCGCUCCUGGGAAGGACCGGCUCACUAAAACAACCGUCGCUGCUGCUGCCACUGCCGCUGCUGCAGGUGCUGCUGCGGCUGCUGCUGCUGCUGUGGUUGGAGGAGGUGUGCAUGGCAAGGGCGCUGGUGCAGAGGGUGGGGCGGAGGGCAGCAGCAGUAGCGUUCAUGCGCGCACUCAAGAUACCCCCGCCCUCCCCUCGGAGCUGCUGCUGUCCAGACCUUCGUCUGCUGGCCCGUCCAGCCCUGGAGCAGCUGAAGGCAAGCAUUCAUCGCUGCUGCUGCGGCGAGCAGCGUCUGCAAUCACAGUGGACUUACCCGUCCUCCCAGACUCCCUAGACUCCCUUGCUGCUGAACCCCCAAACCCCAUUGAGGCUGCUGCUACUGGCGUCGCCACUGCAUACCUCCCCACCUCCGCCCCCGUUCUCCCCCCACCGGCAGCCGCGUCAGGGGGAACGCUCACCUCCCAGGGCGCCCCACUAACCCCUAAUACGAUCAGGGGAGCUGGGGCAGGUGGGGCGUUUCCCUCAGGGGCUUUGGAUGGGCGGCAGCAGGGGGCAUGGGCAGCUGGAGUAGCAGGGGCAGGGCAGCACGGAGUGGCGCUGCUGGGAGGUGGGCAUUCGUCACUGGUUCAACCGGGAAGGAUGAGUAGAGGGAUGAGCCAGAAUGACCUUCAGGGUGUCGCUUCUGCUCCUGCUGCUAUUGCUGCUGCUGCUGCUGCUGCUGCUGCUGCUGCUGCUGGCGGUGUUGGUGGUGGUGCAGCUGCAGCUGCUGGUGCACCGCUGGGGGCGGCAGCAGGGGCGUGGCAGAGAGCGCCUGCAGACAUGCCUGCUGCGCUGCAGCAGGUGCCUCCCAGCCUUUCGCGAGUGCUGAUGCAGAAGCUGCAGCACCAGCACCUCAUGCAGCAGCAUGCUGCACUGCCGCUCCUCGCUCAGCAGCAACAGCAGGCGCAGCAGGUGCAGCAGCAGCAGGCGCUGUUACGGCAGUUGCCAGUGCACCCGGGGGCCCAGGGAGGUGUGCUGCCAUCGCUGCAGCAGAGCCUGCUGGCUCAGCAGGCGCAGCAGAUGGCUCUUGCCUCUCACAAGCUGCAGCAGCAGCAGCAGCAGCAGCAGCAGCAGCAGCAGCAGCAGCUGGCGCAGCAGCAGCAGCAGCAGCAGCUGGCGCAGCAGCAGCAGGAGAGGGUGCAGGCGCAGCAGAUGUUCCAGUCGUCCCAGCUGGUGCAGCCACAGCAGGUGCGGGCACCAGUGCAGGCCAACCAGGCACCGCAACCCCUCCCACUGCUCCCCAACCACCCCUCCCUCACCGCACUUGACCGCACCCAAUCCAUGCCCGUGACGGGGCUGUCACAGGCUCCGCCCCCUGCCCCUAUGCGGCCUCCCUCUGCAUGGGGUGUUCCGUUGGGGGGCAGUGGUGGGCCUGCCCCCUCCCCCUCGCCAUCCCCCUCCCCUUCCCUGUCCCCGUCCCCAUCACUGUUGCAAGCCACGUCGCUGGCUGCUGCAGCAUCAGUGGCGGCAGCAGCAGGGGCAGCUGCUGGGGGCCAUCCGGGUGGGAUGCCUCCUGCUGCUGCUGCUGCUAGUGCUGCUGGUGCUGCUGCUGCCUUUCGUGCUGCUGCUGCAGGUGCACAGAUGCAACCAGUGUGGGGCAGAGCAGGAGGAGCAGGAGGAGGAGUAGGAGCAGCAGCAGGAGGAGGAAGAGCAGCACUGCCACAAGCUCCAGGCACAGCAGCAGCGGCAGCAGGAGGGGGAGGGGUUGUGAGUGCAGGGGCGGGUGGAGUGGGGGGUCCCACGGCACGAACACCCUCUCCAGCAUGGGGGGUGGAGCGGCGGCGGGAGGAGGAGCGGAGUGCGCUGCUGUGUGGGUUCCAGCAGAUGCGCGACCAUGGCAUGGAUGACCGCGUGCUCACGAGCAGUGCACCGAGUGCAGUGGUGCGGCCGGUGCGCCCGUGUGAGGUGCCAGCCAUGUGGCCGCACAAGCCCAUCGCACCGGAGCAUGCGCGGGCGCUCUUUGAGCGCCUGGGCAUGGACGCGCUCUUCUUUGCCUUCUACUUCCAACAGAGCACGUACAUGCAGUACCUGGCGGCCAGGGAGCUCAAGAAGCAGUUGUGGCGCUUCCACAAGGGCUACAACACCUGGUUCCAGCGCCACGUCACCCCGCCUGUGAUCACAGAGGAGUACGAGAGGGGAGGCUAUGUGUACUUUGACUUCCACCUGCACGCCCCGCACCCCUCCGACGCACAGCCUGGUGUCUCCACGGGCUGGUGUCAGCGUGUGAAGGACGACUUCAUGUUUGAGUACCAGCACCUGGAGGACGAGCUGGAUGCGUGA